AUGUUGAAACAGUAUGCGAUAUUCUUAAUAACUGCUUUCGCAGCAGUAACUCUAUUUCUAGCUGGAGAAUUUAAAACUGAUUAUUCAUCAUUAAUAAGGUUUACGGAAAUGAAUAAAAGCGAAGAAGUACGAGUGAAAUUAGUGAAAAACAGAAGCAUAUGCGUUAUGCUUGAACGAUUAAAUAAUGCUAGCAUUAAAGUGAUAAAAAAUAAACGAAAUACUACAAAACACUUAGAUGUAUUCGUUGUUUUGCAUUCUCAUGUUGAUGCCGGUUGGUUGUACACAUUUGAGGAAUAUUACAGUGCUACGAAUCAUUCGGUGCGAAAAAUUUUAAACAAUGUAGUGAAUUCAUUGCGAAAACAUUCUAAACUACGAUUUAUCUGGUCCGAAAUAUCAUUCUUGGAAAAAUGGUGGUCUGAAGCUAAUACAACCUAUCAAAAAUAUUUUAAAAGAUUAAUAGAUGAAGGUCGCCUAGAAAUUACUAGCGGUCAAUGGGUGAUGAAUGAUGAAGCAACACCGUAUUUUUGGGAAGCUAUUGAAAAUAUCAUUGUUGGACAUCAAUACAUUAAGGAAAUAUUGAAUAUUACACCAACUAAUUCAUGGUCAGUGGAUCCGUUCGGACAUGGACUUAUGAUGCCAUAUCUGAUGAUGUUAUCCGAUAUCAACCAGCUAAUAAUUGGUCGUAUCAAUUCAAAUAUCAAAAAUAUUCUAAAGUUUUAUCAUCAGUUACACUUUCGUUGGGCACAAAAUUGGGAUCCGCAACUUCGUUGGGCUCCAUUUGUUAACGUAUUACCAAGCGUAUAUUACACGGUAAGUAGUGCAUGUGGAACGGAUGAAAAGAUUUGUUGCCAAUUUGAUGUUUCCAAGACAUCUCGAUCAUAUUGCAUGGAACGAGCUCAAGUUGACAAUUUUCAACAAAUUGCAUUAUAUGGUGAACGAAUGGCAAAUCAAUAUCGCUCAUUGCAAACAUUUUAUAAUUCAGAAGCAGUCUUAGUAGCUGCAGGCGAUGAUUUCCUCUAUUCACAUCCCGAUGAUUUGGAAACUGUUCAUCGUGUUUAUACUGCACUUUUCAAAUAUAUCAAUAGAAAUUAUAAUCGCUUUAAAAUGAAGGUGCAAUUUGGUACGGUAGCAAAUUAUUUCAAUGCACUAAAAAGAAGCACGAAAAGAGCAGCUUCUGUGCUUGAUGGUGAUUUUUUUCCGUAUAUGGAUAAUCCGUUGAGUAGUACACCGUAUUGGACUGGCUUCUAUAAUCAUCGAGCAUAUUUUAA
Messenger RNA from Acanthocheilonema viteae, 1268 nucleotides. NCBI's taxonomy places the organism in Eukaryota, Metazoa, Nematoda, Chromadorea, Rhabditida, Onchocercidae. The record is from the annotation of a GenBank genome assembly.